Messenger RNA from Thecamonas trahens ATCC 50062, 1893 nucleotides. RefSeq names its product glycosyltransferase. NCBI's taxonomy places the organism in Eukaryota, Apusomonadida, Apusomonadidae. Gene Ontology annotation, molecular function: glycosyltransferase activity. The transcript has 2 exons. Bases 27 to 1880 code for a protein of 617 amino acids. The record is from RefSeq and is a predicted model, not a curated record.
GCACUCUCGCAAGCGGGGGUGAAACGAUGACGAGCGCGGGAACUCCAUCGGGCGUCGGUAUGGGCGAGAGCGUGGGCCCAUCAACAAUUUGGUUGGUGCUGGCAUGGACGUUUGACAUUGUCUUUGUCAUCCAGACCGUCUUCCUCUUUCUCUAUGGUGCCCAGUAUUGGUUCAUGUCCAUCUCCUUCUGGUUCCUCAAGGCGGGGAGCGAAGAGCGAUGCUAUUCCGACCAGAGCUACCCGCCUGCCCCGCCUGAGCGCCUUGAGCCAUACCUCCAGUUUUCGGACGAGGAGAUCCAGUACCCCAAGGUGCUCAUUCAGCUCCCGGUCUUCAACGAGGGCGCGAUUUGCGAGCGGUUGCUGAGCAAGUGCUUGGAGCUCGAGUACCCGACGCAUGCACUGGUCAUCCAGUUGUUGGAUGACUCGACGGACAACACGCCUGAGCUUGUGAAGCAGUUUCUGGCCCUGGUUGCGCCGACCAAGUUCCGUGUGGAACACGUGCGGCGGGAGAACCGGGUCGGCUACAAGGCCGGGGCGCUGCGUGAGGGCAUGCGGCUAGAGCCAGACGCGGACUUUAUCGCCAUCUUUGAUGCUGAUUUUAUGCCCGAGCCGGACUUCCUGGCGUACACGCUGCCGUACUUUUACAACGACAAGCACCAGGAGUCGCCGUACUACAAGGACAAGCUGUGCAGCAAGGGCGUGGCAUGCGUGCAGGCCCGGUGGGACUUUACCAACCGGUACUACAACCUCAUGACAUACAUCCAGGCUGUGGCGCUCGACGGCCACUUUAUGAUUGAGCAGCGGGUGCGGACGCAUCUCGGCUACUACAUGCACUUUAACGGGACUGGCGGUGUGUGGCGGCGCGAGGCGAUCGAGGACGCAGGCGGGUGGUCGCAGGACACACUUGCCGAGGAUCUCGACCUCUCGUUCCGGGCGCAGUUCCGCGGGUGGCAGAUGGUGUACGUCAAUGACGUGCUCGCACCCAACGAGAUUCCGCCGACGGUCUCGGCGUUUAAGAAGCAGCAGUACCGGUGGGCCAAGGGCUCGUUCCAGUGUGUGCUCAAGCACCUGGGCAAUGUGUGGCGGCAGGGCAACCUCUCGCUUUGGCGCAAGUACCAGUGUACCAUUCACCUCGCCGGCUACUUUAUCAAUCUUAUCAUGACGCUGGCCACGCUCACCUCGUGCGUCCUCUUCUGGUACUCGGAUCGAGUUUCGACUUUGGUCGGCAACCUGACCCCGAUUCUCAUCUUUGUCGGCCUCGGCCCGACCGCCAUGUACUUUACCUGCAUCCUGUCCAAGAAGAUCAUCCCGUGGAUGGAGAUUGCUACCUUCCCGCUUCUGGUUCUCCUUGGCUACGGCAUGGCGUACAACGACACGCUCGCCGUGCUUGAGGGCUCGGUCAAGAAGGGCGGCGAGUUUGUGCGGACCGAAAAGUACGGUCUUGUCGACGGCUCGGGUGCCUCGAUCACAAUGAGUGGCUCGUCUGCGCGGGUCACCAACGGGUCUGCAAAGUCGGUGACGCCGGCGCCGACCUCCAAGGCCCGCAACGCGCUUGUUACCAAGUUUAGCGACUACAUGGGCGCCACCGGGACGUUCAAGUCGGAGCUUGUCUUUUCUGUCGUUGUUGCCGCCCUCCUCUGCCUCCACAUUGUCCUCAACGGCGUGUCCGAUCCGGGCCAGCUCAUGUGGGUUUCGAUCUUUUUCUCAGCUCGUAUCUUCCUCGUUGCGCUGGUCUGGCACGAGCGGCGGCAGACCAUCUCACACUCUUUCCGCAACUCUAUGGAUCCGGCCUUUGCCCUCGCACCACACGACGCUGCAUCGGCGCGAAUCACCCGCUCGCCUUCCCAGGCCGCGCUUGCCAACUAUGAUCAUCUGGAAUAAAGUGAGCCAAGUG